AUGGGUGAAAAGUCAGUUAGUGAAACCGAAACUCACACCAGCUGGAGUGUCCGCGUAGCCGUUACGUAAAAACCAAUUUAAACAACAGGUAAUAAAUGCCAGUUUAGGAAAUGCGUAACAAGUAGAAUAACAAUAAAAAUUAUUGUUUAAAAAUAUGGCAAAGGACUACCGCACCGCCACGCCCUAGUGUUGGCACUUUUUAUGGGUACGCAUCCCCGAUAACGCUUGCAAGACUCCUAUCUCCAAAUUGGCCCAACGAAUCUAUCCUCUGGUGCGAUUUUGGGGGCAAGCCCUAAACCUAACAUGAACCCAAACACCAACCAUAAUCCCAAGUCUCUGGCUGUCGUCACAAAUGACUAGAGAAGCCGUCCAGAAAACUGAUUAAUGCUUGUAGAAAAUAAACCUCUAUGACCUGCGACAGUCACUAACGUAAGACAAACUCUUCUGUGGGGGUAAAAUAUGGACAUCAGAGUCCCUUGUUAGCGCUACUUUAUUUGGGCUGCGGGGUGCCACGCCUGCCUGGCCGGAAAUCCUUGCGGGAGUCACUCAGAUGGAAUGGAUGUGUAGUACAACGACAUAAGUCAAUGUAAACAAAGUAUCUGGACCGAAAAGAUUCCUUUAUCUGCACAUGACAAGCAAAUAUGCUGCAGCUGCAUGGUCUAGACGUUGGGGUUUCGUCCUCUGUUAACCUAUCCGUGUAAGUUAUUCGCAAGGGUAAAGAAUCGAGGUGUAUAUGUAGUCUAAACUACUUAUAAGACGACUGUCUACGAAACAGGAGUCGUUGGGUGGAAUGUACGCACCAAUUUUUGCCUUUUAUGCUGCGAUUCAACUAUUUAUAAGGCAAACCGACAGUGGUACCAACGUCACAGGUAGCUAGUUCAAUCUCCGUAACCUUUGAUGAUAGUUUUGGAAACAUCCUUUGCCGAAGAUAGCACGUUAAGACUCGGUCCUCAUAACUGUCGUCAGAGUUCACGAAGACAAAUUAACGGAUGGACUGCUUUUGUCCUUACUAGGCGUUAGGUCUCGCUGUCCAGUCUUGACUGGGUAGGACAUAAUGAAGGGGUUGGAGACCUGUUCACCAGACCGGAGGUCCCGAUUUCUGAACGUCCUCUAUCUGUCUUGCUUCCAGCCCGCACCACUGUGCACGUGAGGAUAAAGUUCAAACUUAAUUGCAGGGUGUGGACAGCGAUCGAGAAAAUUGAGUCCCCCCACCCCUGCACCACUAGUUACCUUUGUGACCUGUAUAAUUGCAGGACCUCUUGCGACGUGUAAUCUGAUAAACCACACGGGACCGGCCGUUGGCAUGUGAGUCUGCCGUCCGCAGGGCGCGUUCUGUUAGUCUUUUCCGUUAAUCCCCUACAGUGGGCGCUUGUACAGACCGAAAAGCCGAUACAAAUGCACCAAUUACCCCAUGGCUUCUCUACCUAUAUCCCAGUCAGCUGAUUGCGCACGUCGACCAGUUCAUUCGAAGGCGCAACCGACCCCCAUCGGGGCGCCAACACGCAACACAGGAGGCCGCCUACAUUCACAAACAACGACCAGAAGGCCAAGGCGACGAAAGAAGAAAAUCCACCGGCCCAAGGCCAACUGAUUCGGCCGAUUGUUCAGAAUUCUGGUCGAUUUCCUACACAAGCCGUCCGAAACGACAGUCACCCAAUUCCACUGAUCCGGUGAGCCCUUCGUAUUUCCUAGAAUAUCGGCCUGGAUUUCCCACAUCUGCUAACCUGGGAUUCAAGUUGUUUCCUUCUCAUUGAAGAGGAGGAGGAGGAGGAGAAGAAGACGACGAGGAAGAAGAAGAAGAAGAAGAAGGAGGAGGAGGAGGAGGAGGAGGAGGAGGGGGAGGAGGUGGAGGUGGAGGAGGAGGAAGCAGGCCAGGUAUAACAGGUUUUAUUGCGCUCAAUUCCAGGCAGGGUGUGUCUUAUUAGCGUGUUAUAACGCUAACCAUCCUAAGCCCAAUCCUAGUAAUCCCAUCCCGACUGACCGUGGCAAUAACCCCAACCCUAGUCCCCCACAAUUUUGCGCAACGCCACCUGUAAUAGGGGAGUUCUAUACCCCUGUGACCUACCUUCGAAGCAUCCACUGUUGUGCAGGCUACAAAGGGAGCUCGCGUGUCGGAAACCAGUUAAGCUACCUGGACUUUUUCAGUGUCCAGGUGCACGUGGUCGGCAAGACUGGACAACCUUUACUGCUGAGGGAGUGCGUGCAUAAAGGCACCGCAAGCACUCGGCGCGAAUGCGCUCUCCAGGCGAGUUGUGUUGUCUGUAUGUUAUCAGUGACAAAGACAAGGGAGACUGAAAUGGCCAUUUCUGGCUUAUUAGCCGUUGUCAGCCAGUCAUACUCAAGCCCGAAGUGUGGAGCAUCCGAGGCUCGAACCCGCGACCUGUUGGUCAGCCUGUGCUGAAGUACUUGACUACUUGACCUUUGACAAUCUUGUCACGUUUGUUUUACUGUAGCAUUUGUUUUAACGUGACGAGGACUCCGCCGCUUGUAAGCUUCGCGCCGCUUGCAUGCUCUCUGGUCAGGUCGUUGAACAUUUUGAAUAUUAACUUUAUUCCCUUACUGGCCUUCCUUACCUCUUUCCGUUUAUGAGGUUAGUAAGCCGUAGUUCGUUAGUUCGCGGGAACGACAUAACUUACGUCAUUGGUGACUCCCGACGUUAGCGCAGACUUAAGUUCUCUCCUUCUUUCCGCCAACAUUACGAAGGAGUUGUCGAAAUACCACAAACUUGUGGAGGUUAUCCCUGCCAAUAUUAUCUCACAAGUUCAACCCUUGUUAGUGAAACCCCCUGCAGACGCUCCCUAUUCUGCUCUGAAGGCGGAAAUCCUUCGUCUCAAUGCUGUAUCUGACCGACAACGCUAUCACCAGUUGAUCAAGGAGGAAUCACUGGGCGACCGAAAGCCCUCAGAACUUCUCCGACGAAUGCUUACUCUCUUAGGAGACAUACAGGUCGACGAGAAACUCGUUAAAGAGAUGUUUCUAGAGCGGCUGCCUGCAGAUGUCCAAACGAUUUUGGCAUCCGGCUCGCACGACCUUACACUUUCACAUCUUGCUGAAAUGGCAGACCGAAUGAUAGAGGUUCAACGGUUCCAGCCAUUGGUUUAAGUCGAUCAUUCUCCUGGAUAUUUGUGAUUGCCGAUGUGCCUCAUGCGAUCCUUGGUUCCGACUUCCUAGCCGAGUUUGAUCUCCUUGUUGACUGUCGGCGUUUCUGUCUCCUCGACCGCACAACUGGUCUUUCUGUCCGCGGUCUUACACCCUUUAAUGACUCCUGCAAUUUAUCUGUUCUGGACACAGGUAUUGCUUGCCCAUACCGAGACCUGCUCCUCCAACACCCCAACAUAACCAAACCCCAGUUUCGCAGUGGUGAGAUCCAGCAUGACGUUGUCCACCACAUUCGCACCUCUGGCCCCCCCGCAUUCGCACGGCCUAGACGACUGGCUCCGUCCCGUCUGCAAGCGGCGAAGGCUGAAUUUGAGCACAUGCUGCAACUGGGCAUAAUUCGCCCGUCCGAGAGUCCAUGGGCGUCCCCUCUGCAUAUGGUGCCCAAGGCGACAUCAGACGACUGGCGGCCCUGUGGUGACUAUCGCGCCCUCAACAAUGCGACCAUCCCGGAUCUUUAUCCCUUCCCUCAUCUUCAAGAUUUUGCUGGAGCUCUUUUCGGCAAAUCGGUUUUCUCGAAGACUGACCUUGUUCGGGCCUUCCAUCAGAUUCCUGUCGCUCCUGAGGAUGUUCCCAAAACUGCCGUCACCACACCAUUCGGCCCGUUCGAAUUUAUUCGCAUGCCAUUUGGUCUUCGCAGUGCUGCCCAAACAUUUCAGAGGUUCAUUGACCGAGUCUUACGUGGUCUCCCGUUUGUGUACGCCUACAUUGAUGACCUCUUGGUGGCCAGUCGAAAUGCCGAAGAACACAAAGAGCAUCUUGCCUUAGUGUUUGACCGCCUCGAUCAGUUUGGCGUGGUCAUUAACCCUUCGAAGUGUGUUCUGGGUGUGCCGUCCCUUGAUUUUCUUGGCCACAAUGUCGAUGCACACGGUUUGCGUCCCCUCUCUUCCAAGGUUAGGGCCAUUCGUGACUUUCCUCCACCAACCUCCAAGCGUCAGUUGCAACGUUUCCUUGGAAUGGUAAACUUUUAUCGCCGGUUCCUACCGAACUGUGCCGACCUUAUGCUGCCACUCACCAACUUUCUCUCUGGUCCCAAGGGUUCCCUUGAGUUACGUGGCCACGCGCUGACUGCUUUUGAGAGAAUAAAGACCUCCCUUGCUGAUGCUACCUUGCUCAUUCAUCCUGCUCCAUAA
Messenger RNA from Spirometra erinaceieuropaei, 4289 nucleotides. Lineage: Eukaryota; Metazoa; Platyhelminthes; Cestoda; Diphyllobothriidea; Diphyllobothriidae. The record is from the annotation of a GenBank genome assembly.